Messenger RNA from Caenorhabditis briggsae, 1182 nucleotides. RefSeq names its product Protein CBR-TWK-40 (gene Cbr-twk-40). Gene Ontology annotation, cellular component: membrane. Gene Ontology annotation, molecular function: potassium ion leak channel activity. Gene Ontology annotation, biological process: potassium ion transmembrane transport; stabilization of membrane potential. The record is from RefSeq and is a predicted model, not a curated record. Lineage: Eukaryota; Metazoa; Nematoda; Chromadorea; Rhabditida; Rhabditidae. The coding region runs from base 1 to 1182 and encodes 393 amino acids. The transcript is spliced from 8 exons.
AUGGCCACGUGGAAGAGCUAUGCUAGAAUCAUAUUGGCUCAUGUCAGUCUUAUCGUUUUAUCAGUUGUUUAUGUUGGAUUCGGUGCUUUUCUGUUUUAUCAAUUGGAGCAACCGAAUGAAGUUGAAGUGAGAGCAAGAAAUAUUGAGAGGUUCAAUAUACACAAAAGGCAAAUGAUUGAUCAUUUAUGGGAGAUGAGAAGCAGUGGAAUUGGACAACACGUCGUCGAAGACAUGGCUGUGAAAUACGUGGAUAAUGUGACCAGAAUUCUAUUCGAAGCCUUCGACACUCAUUGCAUCGGAGCAAAACAUUUGAGACCUGGUGGCGAGGAUGAGGAUUACAACUGGACGUAUAUGACCGCAUUGUUCUUCACUACCACCUUGCUCACUACCAUUGGAUACGGUAACUUGACACCUGUCACAGGAAGAGGAAAAUUUCUAUGCAUUCUGUAUGCACUGUUUGGUGUCCCACUGAUUUUGAUAACCGUUGCUGAUAUCGGAAAGUUCUUGUCCGAGAAUAUUGUUCAGUUGUAUACAUGGUAUCGAAAACUGCGAGAGAAGUGCUCGAAACAAAAGUACAGCGUAAUUUCAAACAAGGAUGACAAGAAUAAAGAGGGAGAUUUGAAUUUGGAUCACUUGGAAAACUACAUCUCGAUUCCUAUAUUCCUAAUUGUUGCCAUUCUUCUGAGCUACAUAACAUUUGGAGCUGUUGUUCUGAGCAUGUGGGAAGGAUGGGAUUUCUUUUCUGGGUUCUAUUUCAGUUUUAUCACAAUGACAACUGUUGGAUUCGGAGAUAUUGUCCCCUUGAAACGAGAAUAUUAUAUUUUGGAUCUGUGUUAUAUUAUCAUAGGAUUAUCUAUUACCACCAUGUGUAUCGAUUUGGUGGGUAUUCAAUACAUUCGAAAAAUGCAUUAUUUUGGAAGAGCCAUUAAAGACGCUCGAUUCGCUCUUGUAAAUGUUGGUGGAAAGAUGGUCCAUGUUCCGGAUUUGAUGAGAUAUGCAAGUGUUUUACAACAAAAAUAUGGACAGAAAAAAACGCAUGAUACGAUUAUUGUGAAAGGAGCAUAUGCUCCAAAGGAUUUGAGCAAGAUUCGAUUUAUCGAUUUCGGAGCUUUGGCGUCUAUGGAAAGUUGGCAGUCGUUAUGGUCCAUACUAACAGGGAGGACCCAGGAAGUUCAUGUUUAA